AUGUCGCUUUGCCAGAACCGUCUCACGGAGGAGAGAAAGCAGUGGCGUCGAGACCACCCUUUUGGCUUCUACGCAAAGCCGCAUCGGACUCCUCAAGGAACACUUGACCUCAAACGAUGGGAGUGCGGUAUCCCCGGCAAGGCGCAAACACUCUGGGAAGGUGGACUUUUCAAGCUUGACGUUACCUUUCCUGAUGAAUACCCCACUAAGCCGCCGAAGUGCAAAUUCGUGCCUCCGCUUUUCCACCCUAACGUCUAUCCCUCUGGCACCGUGUGUCUCUCGAUCUUGAACGAGGAGGAGGCGUGGAAGCCCGCAAUCACAAUCAAGCAGAUUCUCCUGGGUAUUCAGGACCUGCUAGACGACCCCAACCCGGAGUCACCAGCCCAGGCUGAGGCAUACAACCUGUUUAAGAAAGACCGCCCAGCGUACGAGAAGCGAGUUAAACAGGUCGUGAGGGAGAACCCGGCCCUUUAA
Messenger RNA from Aspergillus luchuensis, 474 nucleotides. It is a transcript of the gene UBC9, whose product is annotated as E2 SUMO-conjugating protein UBC9. Gene Ontology annotation, molecular function: SUMO conjugating enzyme activity. Lineage: Eukaryota; Fungi; Ascomycota; Eurotiomycetes; Eurotiales; Aspergillaceae. The transcript has 4 exons. Gene Ontology annotation, cellular component: nucleus. The record is from RefSeq and is a predicted model, not a curated record. Gene Ontology annotation, biological process: protein sumoylation. Bases 1 to 474 code for a protein of 157 amino acids.